GCUUCGAUGCUAGCUUGGAUUGUGACGGGUGUGUGCCUGUUCUAUUUACUCGUCAAUUUCCUGCUGCUGCAUUGGGCAGGUGUGAAGCCUUUGGCUCGGUUCAUAAACGAUGAGAAUCACUUGAAUGCCACGCUGGCAAGACUACUAAAGCCGCGCUGGCCCGGCAGCUUGGGACACUCGCAGGUGCGCGAUUUUCUCUUGCAGGAGCUACUGGAUCUGGGAUUCCACACGGACCGAGACGAGUUUGUCGAUGGCGUGGCCUUUACCAACGUGAUGGGCACUAUCAACCCGGAGGCACCGAAUUUCCUGCUGCUCUGCUGUCACUACGAUACGGAGAACUUGACCGAUGUAGAGGGUUAUUUGGGAGCCACCGAUGGGGCAGUAUCUUGUGCGAUUCUCCUAAACAUGGCCAAGACUCUGGGCCCCUAUUUGAGGGAGGAGCUGCGCAAGCGAUUAGAUAUUGGUUUGGCGCUGGUAUUUUUUGAUGGCCAUGAGCCAAUGCCGACAGAUCGCAAAGAUUCUAGUGCCCUGCGAGGCUCAAAGCGAUUUGUCCGAAUGGAGACUCUGCCUUUGGAGAGCAUUGAAUUGGCUAUUGCCUUGAACUUCAUUGGUGCUCCUGCCCAGGCAUACAUGAGUCACUACGAUAACACUUAUAUGCUUCACAAUCGCCUGGCGGAGAUUGAACUGGAUUUGCGGGAAUCGGGACAGCUGGCCCCGUGCCAUUUGUUAUUCCAAAAAUUAAAGGACCACGAUCUGCCCGACGAUCACUAUCCAUUUCUCGAUGAAGGUGUCCCAGUGAUGCAUCUGGCUCCCUACAGAUACCCCCAAGUAUGGCAUACUGCCGCGGACAAUGCGGCGCAUUUGCACUGGCCAACUGUUCUCAAUAUGAACUCAAUAAUUCGCCAAUUUGUGCACGAAUACUUGGAGAAUCAUGAUGAUGAUACCACGUACCGUCUGGAUAGUUAA
Messenger RNA from Drosophila persimilis, 966 nucleotides. Its product is annotated as glutaminyl-peptide cyclotransferase-like protein. The record is from RefSeq and is a predicted model, not a curated record. The transcript is spliced from 4 exons. Gene Ontology annotation, molecular function: glutaminyl-peptide cyclotransferase activity; zinc ion binding. The coding region runs from base 7 to 966 and encodes 319 amino acids. Lineage: Eukaryota; Metazoa; Arthropoda; Insecta; Diptera; Drosophilidae.